CACACACAGUGCCUCGCGAUAUGCGCCGAUGGAUCUAGCCAGCGAGAGAACUCUCCUCCAUUCGACAGCAUGCGAUGCAACCUUCGGUGACUGACCGAGGCGCUACCUCUUCCCAAUCUUCAUGGCUCUUUGUGCCAAGAAGGUGGCUCGCAGGAGUCCGGAGAAGAUUGUUCUGAGAAAGUAUCAGUGCAUUGUAGUGAGAGUAAAUAUGUUUUUGUUAGUAGUUCUGAGGCGUGCAAUAUGUCAUGAG
Molecule: messenger RNA, 250 nt
Organism: Geodia barretti
Lineage: Eukaryota; Metazoa; Porifera; Demospongiae; Tetractinellida; Geodiidae
Source: the annotation of a GenBank genome assembly